AUGGCUUUAACAUGGGAAGACAAAGAAGUUAGCUUCGAUGUCCCGUAUUCGGAAAUGCGUUUAAGACUAGGAGAAAAAGUCAUAGACAAACUAGAUAACAUUGAGGACACAAAGGGCAAUGCCGGAGAUCGCGGAAGGCUUAUAAUUACAAAUUUAAGGCUUCUUUGGCAUUCUAUGACUAGUCCUAGAGUAAAUCUGUCCAUCGGUUUCAACACAAUUGUAUCGAUAAAUACCAAAAUUGUAAAUUCGAAAGUUAAAGGCACCACCCAAGCACUACACUUAUUAACAAUAUCCAAUGGUACCAGAUAUGAAUUUGUAUUCACAAACCAAGUACAAGGAAAUAUGCGUCACUUUACUUCUGUAGUUGGAGUACACAAGGCUUACAUAACUUCAAAACUCUACAGAGAAUUGAAACUCCGUGGGGGAGUUGUCCAUAAUAAAAAACUAAAAAUCCUACCCCAGGAACAAGUAGUUUCCAGUAUGCAUGGAGUGUGGAACUUGUCCAGCGACCAAGGCAGUUUGGGGACUUUUGUUGUUACCAAUAUUAGAUGUGUUUGGUUUGCUGAUAUUAACGAAGGUUUUAAUAUUUCUCUGCCAUAUUUGCAAGUUGACUCAAUUCGUAUAAGAGACUCAAAAUUCGGAAAAGCAUUGGUGAUAAAAAGUACAGAACGCAGUGGCAAUUUUAUUUUAGGCUUUAAAGUGGAUUCCGAAGAUAAACUAACCACUUUGUAUAAAGAGUUGACUUCAUUACAUACAGUAUUCCUUAAUAAUCCUAUUUUUGGAGUUGAAUACAAGUUGAACACGAAAAUCAAUGAGGUGGAGCAUAAAAAUGAUCUAUUGGAUGAUUUAGAGGUUGUUGAGGAUCCAAAAAAUGAAAUCGGAAAUACAUUGGCAGCUUAUUUAGCUGACGAGGGACACAAAAAAGACAGACCUCCGGUUUAUUGCAAGGAAUUGGGGUUGGCUAUUGAAUCCAUCAAAGAAGGGUACACUUUGAAGAAACUUUGGGAAGUUAUUCCAUCAAAUUGA
Messenger RNA from Ceutorhynchus assimilis (cabbage seed weevil), 1026 nucleotides. The record is from the annotation of a GenBank genome assembly. Lineage: Eukaryota; Metazoa; Arthropoda; Insecta; Coleoptera; Curculionidae.